AUGGUGUCUAAGGGUGGAAUUUCUGUAGAUCCUGAGAAGAUUAAAGCAAUAACGGAAUGGCCGAUUCCUCGAAAUGUGACUGAACUGUUGAAGAAAGGGAUACAAUUUCAGUGGAAUGAGAGGCACACAAUUGCUUUCGAGGAAUUAAAGAAGAGACUUACUACCGCCCCUGUAUUAGCAAUGCCUGAUUGUAGCAAGCCAUUCGAGGUCUAUUGUGAUGCUUCAUUCGAAGGUCUAAGGAAAGACGUCUCUGAUUUUGUGUCUAAGUGCCUAGUCUGCCAAAGGGUAAAGUUUGAGAGACAAAAGAGUUCAGGGUUGCUUCAACCGUUGUCGGUACCAGAUGGGAAGUGGGACUCGAUUUCUAUGGACUUUGUGGAAGCUUUUGGGAGUAAGUUGUGCUUGAGUACUGCUUUUCAUCCUGCGACAGAUAGUCAAACUGAGAGAACUAUUCAGACUUUAGAGGAUCUUUUGAGAUGUUGUGUGUUGGACUUUGAAGGAACCUGGGAAGAUAAAUUACCGAUGGUGGAGUUCGCCUACAACAACAGUUUCCAAUCUAGUAUUAGGAUGGCACCGUAUGAAGCUUUUUAUGGAAGGAAGUGCCGAGUACCUUUGUGUUGGGAUUUGAUGGAUAGGACCAUUCCCGAAGGUCCAGAUGUGAUUCAGGAAUCCAUUGAUGCUCUGAAGAAUGUUCAACAGAACAUGAGAGCAACAUAG
Molecule: messenger RNA, 714 nt
Organism: Amaranthus tricolor (Joseph's coat)
Lineage: Eukaryota; Viridiplantae; Streptophyta; Magnoliopsida; Caryophyllales; Amaranthaceae
Exons: 4
Coding region: 1-714 (237 amino acids)
Molecular function (GO): nucleic acid binding
Source: RefSeq, a predicted model, not a curated record